This is a messenger RNA of Nannospalax galili (Upper Galilee mountains blind mole rat), 809 nucleotides long. Its product is annotated as spindlin-2B. Lineage: Eukaryota; Metazoa; Chordata; Mammalia; Rodentia; Spalacidae. Gene Ontology annotation, biological process: gamete generation; regulation of DNA-templated transcription. The record is from RefSeq and is a predicted model, not a curated record. Bases 1 to 777 code for a protein of 258 amino acids. The transcript has a single exon. Gene Ontology annotation, cellular component: cytosol; nucleoplasm.
AUGAAGACUUCCAAGGCACAAGAGACCGAAGGGCAACACUCCAGGGCCGCUGCAGGACGGGCCACUGGGACUGCAAACUUGACCAAAAAGAAAGCUGCUCAGAAGAGGCAGAGGGGCAGGCCUUCAUCCCAGUCGCGCAGGAACAUUGUGGGCUGCAGAAUCUCCCAUGGAUGGAAGGAGGGAAAUGAGGCCAUCACCCAGUGGAAAGGAACGGUUCUGGAUCAGGUGCCUAUAAAUCCUUCUCUUUAUCUGGUGAAAUAUGACGGAGUUGACUGUGUCUAUGGACUGGAACUUCACAGAGAUGAAAGAGUUUUGUCCCUUAAAAUUCUUUCCGACAGGGUGGCGUCAUCCCAAGUCGGUGAUGCCAGCCUCGCAGAUACCAUAAUUGGCAAAGCAGUGGAGCACAUGUUUGAGGGUGAGCAUGGCUCUAAGGAUCAAUGGAGGGGGAUGGUCCUAGCCCAAGCACCUAUCAUGAAGGCCUGGUUUUACAUUACCUAUGAGAAGGAUCCUGUCCUGUACAUGUACCAGCUUCUGGAUGAUUAUAAAGAUGGCGACCUCCGUAUUAUGCCAGAGUCCGAUGAGUCUCCUCCAGCAGAGAGGGGGCCAGGAGGAGUUGUCGAUGGCCUGAUAGGCAAACAUGUAGAAUACACCAAAGAAGACGGCUCCAAAAGAAUCGGCAUGGUCAUUCACCAGGUGGAAGCCAAACCCUCUGUGUACUUCAUCAAGUUUGACGAUGAUUUUCAUAUCUAUGUCUAUGACUUGGUAAAAAAGUCCUAACUGUUUGGGAAAACUUUGCCCCAACUGUGGAA